AUGAAGUUCACCGCCUCCGUUCUUACUCUCCUCGCCGUCGCCACUGGCGCUCUCGCCUCUCCUCACGGCCCCCCUUCCCCCUCCCCCUCCCCCUCCUCCAGCCCCCAAGAACAACAACAACAACAACCAGCAGAACCAGCCGACGUUGAGUGUGUUUCUUUCACCAACGGUGGUCUUGGAGGCGUCUGCAACGGUAUCCAGAUGUGCUGCAACAACAACAACGGCAAUCAGGGCUGCAACUUCAACGUUGGCGGUGGCACCAUCACCAUCAAGAAGACUGUCAAGAACUUCGGCUGGUAA
This is a messenger RNA of Fusarium subglutinans, 300 nucleotides long. Its product is annotated as hydrophobin 1. NCBI's taxonomy places the organism in Eukaryota, Fungi, Ascomycota, Sordariomycetes, Hypocreales, Nectriaceae. The record is from RefSeq and is a predicted model, not a curated record. The transcript has 3 exons. The coding region runs from base 1 to 300 and encodes 99 amino acids.